Fusarium oxysporum Fo47 is the source of this 408-nucleotide messenger RNA. RefSeq lists its product as uncharacterized. The transcript has a single exon. Bases 1 to 408 code for a protein of 135 amino acids. The record is from RefSeq and is a predicted model, not a curated record. Lineage: Eukaryota; Fungi; Ascomycota; Sordariomycetes; Hypocreales; Nectriaceae.
AUGCUUCGCAAUCUUCGCCAGCUCCAUAAAUGCGGCAUCGUUGUACGGGACCUCAAGUCUCAGCAGUAUUAUGAAGGCCAGCUGUAUGACUUGAGCCACGCCUGGACAAUUCCACAUGUUUUUGGCCCUGAGGGCGGGAUUCGACCGAGCUGGACCUUUGCAAGUAUGGCAGCUUGGGACCUGAAUUGUUUCCAUGAUAUUAUCGAAGAGGCAAAUGAGUCCGCGCUCCGGGCUGAGCCGCCACUCAAACCGAGUAAUUCAGUUGCAAAGCGCAACGAUGAGCGCUAUGGAAGCCUUCGUCCUCGUCUAGGCAUGGAGCGACCUUUCCUUCCCAUGCUCAACUAUGAUGAAGGGGGUACCUGGGACCUGAACUACUAUCCUUCAUAUGAUCCGGCACUCUUCAAAUGA